UAAUUCAAUUAUACAGGACAAAAUAAAAUUAAUCCUAGGCUAGGCCCCUGCCCGCAAUGGCAGAGUCCAAACCCAGUCAUCUUUGCCUAUACAUAAGCUCCAGCGUUCGAAUCCCUUCUCAUACUAUAAUUUGUCAUAAAAUAACUCUCCAAAAGACAAUAAAACCCCUUCCAUCAUUCUCCCCUCACCGUCCCUAGGGUUUGUCAAUUGUCACUGGUUCCUGUCUAAGCGAUAAAAACUGGUCCACCAUGAAAAUAAAGCUCCACACACCGAUCAACACUGGCCCAUUACCGGAACCGGAGUUCUCCUUCAGAUUGACCAAAGUAGCGUUGGCCCAGAUCUGCAAAUCGGUGGGCUUCAAGGCGGCCCAAAGCUCAGCCCUCGAAGCGCUCACAGACAUCGCCACCAGGUACUUGAAAGUAAUAGCCAAGUUGGCUGCAGACUCUGCCAAUUCUUGCCGCCGCACUGAAUCGAACCUCCUUGACGUCAUCGUUGCCCUCGAGGAUUUAGGUUCUGUACGAGGUUUUCGGGGUGGGUCUGAUACAAAAGUACGUACAUUGUACAAGUCGCAGGUGGUUAAAGAUUUGAUGGAGUUUGUUAAGUAUACAGAUGAAAUCCCGUUUGCUCGGCCGUUGGAUGGGAAGUUUUUUUGUGGGGGUGGAAAAGUGAAUUUUUUGAAACAUACGGGGGUUGAGGAUAAUAAUAAUAAUUGGUAUUGUAAUGGGGCGGGAUUAAUGCACGUGCCAAGGUGGUUGCCUAUUAUGCCGGAGAUGGGUGGCGAGGAAAAGGGAGAGGGAAGGAAAAGGGAGGGAAAAUGGGGGUGUUUGGAUGGUGGCAUUGAGGGGGACGGGGAAAAGAGAUGGGAGAGGGGAAUUGGGGAGGGAAAAGUGGUCGAAAAAGAGGGAAGUAAAGAAAUUGAAUUGUUAAGGAAUAGAAAGAAGGUGAAGUUUAAAUUGAGGGUGGAUGGGAACAGAAGUGAUGGUGCAAUAGUGGGGGAUUAUAGGGGUGAGGUGUGUAGGGGUGUUGGAAUUGGGAAAAGGGUUCUUUGCAAGGAUUGGAGUGGCGGUGGAGGUGGUUGCGACGGGAAGAAAAUAAGAGGAUGUUAAAGAGACACGAAUAAGAUAUCAAGAUAGCGUAGCGUAAGUAAGAAGAACUGGUUGGAGAUCAUAAUGUUCACUCAAACAUUGACUUUGGUGCGAUACAAUGGAAUGUAAGGAAGUUCCAUAAUUUGAGAGAGAAAAUGGAUUAGAAACAAGCAAGCAUUGUGAUAUUUUGAAGGAAUCGAACUACGGUUGAUGGAGGAAAAACAUGCUCGCAAGUCACUAAUACCAAACGGAUUAUGCUCGCUGUUGGCUAAAGUUUUGAAUCUGUUCUUUUUUUUCACUAGAAUUUGGUUCCAAACAGAUUUUGUACCUUGUUAUUUAUGGUCAUGAAUGAUGCCUGACCUCAGAAUAAGUGGAACCAUGUCUUCAUUGUAGUGAACAAGUUGAAUUUAAGUCCCGGAAUUAUAUUUAAUUACUAUAAUAUUACUAUGCUUGAUA
This is a messenger RNA of Olea europaea var. sylvestris, 1541 nucleotides long. RefSeq lists its product as uncharacterized. The record is from RefSeq and is a predicted model, not a curated record. The coding region runs from base 249 to 1106 and encodes 285 amino acids. Gene Ontology annotation, molecular function: protein heterodimerization activity. Gene Ontology annotation, cellular component: transcription factor TFIID complex. NCBI's taxonomy places the organism in Eukaryota, Viridiplantae, Streptophyta, Magnoliopsida, Lamiales, Oleaceae. The transcript has a single exon.